AUGCCUACAGGCACCGCUCUAAGUACCACGAAGCGCAAAUUCCACAAGAUCCUCGACUCCAUCUCCAACGCGUCCAGCACGUCACUAGCCACAAAGUCGAAUCAUGACAAUUACAAUGCAUCCACCACCACUCUCCCCACCACAAUGGAUCCUCCCGCGAAAAAACCUCGCAUCGUGCGCCCUGCUUCUGCAUAUGUUCCUCCUAGUACACGUAUCCUCACCUCUCAAUCACCGAAUCUGCGCGCGGCUGCAGCGACAGCUAAGCAACCUAGUCCAAUAGUCACAAUGAACGAGGAGCGCAAGACACCCAAUUUUGCGCCGUGGGAUCGCGGACAAUUUCUCGAGCGACUGAAGACGUAUAGACACGUGGAUAAAUGGAUGGGGAAGCCGGAGAGGAUCAAUGAGGUGCAGUGGGCGAAGCGGGGUUGGUCGUGUGUGGGGAAGGAGAGGGUUGAGUGUGUUGGGGGCUGUGGAAAAGAGGUUGUGAUCACGUUGGAAAGUAGUAGGGAAGAGAAGCACGAUAAUGGAGAGACGCAAGACACCGAGAAGCGCCCGUCGGACGAAGAGGAGGACGAGGAUGAGUGGAGGGAAAAGGCGCAGGAGCAGUUGGUGGAGAAGUACGCGGAGAUGGUGGUUACUUCUCACGAUGGUGGGUGCUUGUGGCGGAGGAGGGGCUGCGAUGAUACCAUUCAACGCCUCCCUCUCGCGCACCAUAAAACAGCAACAGAUGAGCUACGGCAACGCUACACAUCUCUGGUCGCCGUAGCUUCCGAACUUCCACCCGAUCCCUCCACGCCUGAAGGCUUCGAUCUUUCCUCGCUUUCACAGAAGUUAGCGCCUCUCCUGCACCCGCCGUCUCCAGAUCCACCCUCUCCCACUCCAUCAAGUCCUCCAAACCCCCCUCCCAACACCACCACAUCUCUUCCCCCAAUCAACAACUCAGCUCUCGCCCUCGCCCUCUUCGGCUGGCGAGCCGAAGAAGGCCACGUCGUCGGCCUCGCAACCUGCACCGCCUGUUUCCGCCGCCUAGGUCUCUGGCUCUUCAAACCCGCCUCGGAAUCUCCAUCCCACUCAAGCAUGGAUCGGCUCGACGUCGUAGGCGAACACCGCGACUACUGCCCCUGGAUCAGCCCCCUCUCCCAAAACGGCGCAACGUCCCGACGGACCUCCCUCGACGGCCUUGCGGGCUGGGAAGCCCUGCUGCGCGCCGUCAACGCGAGCGCGAUCCACAAGCGGCACGGGGAUGAAGAUACGACGCCGGUCACCGCGAGGGCUGCGGAUGGGCUGGGCAGCGAGGUCGCGAGUCUGGCGCAUUCGUCGGCGACGAGGGAGGAGUUGGGUGUGAGGGAUGAAAGGGAUAAGGAGAGGUGGGCGAAGUUGAAGCGGUUGAAGCAGGCUUUUCAUGUGAAGAGGAGGAAGGGGAAGGAUAAUGGUGAGACGAAAGGUGGGAACGGGAAGGUGUAG
Messenger RNA from Letharia lupina, 1464 nucleotides. RefSeq lists its product as uncharacterized. Bases 1 to 1464 code for a protein of 487 amino acids. Gene Ontology annotation, cellular component: nucleus. The transcript is spliced from 2 exons. NCBI's taxonomy places the organism in Eukaryota, Fungi, Ascomycota, Lecanoromycetes, Lecanorales, Parmeliaceae. The record is from RefSeq and is a predicted model, not a curated record. Gene Ontology annotation, molecular function: zinc ion binding.